AUGAAUGUGUCACCACAUGACGUCGUCAUGUUUGCCCGUUUAAGGAGAUUAUAUCCGACGUUUACCGUCGCUUCUGCGGUCUUCGGGUGCGCUGCUAUAGUCAUGCUGCUCGACAAGUCGCCCGCUGUUCCGUCAGUUUUACAUAGUUUAUCGACGUGCUUGAUCGUCAGCUCAGCAAUCACCGCAGCAUUCACCGCAACGACUACAAUUAUGCUUUCACUCACGUUUGAAGAGAGCCACAAGCCCACUCGGGUGUGCCUAGCAGUAGCGUGGACACCGAUCAUCUUUUUUGACUGUACAAUAUUACAGCUUGUACUGGGCCUCGCGCUUUGGUUUGUAGCCGGACAUUCUUGGCAGUAUGCCAUUGUUAUCGGCCUCUUAUCUGGAUUCUCAUUCUCGGCAACAUUGGUUAUAGCAGCUUUGACACGGAAAACUGUUACAGGGGACUCUUGUGAAAGCUCAGUUGACGAGAGAGGACCCGAAAAGUUAGCGGGCACUUGA
Colletotrichum truncatum is the source of this 501-nucleotide messenger RNA. RefSeq lists its product as uncharacterized. The record is from RefSeq and is a predicted model, not a curated record. NCBI's taxonomy places the organism in Eukaryota, Fungi, Ascomycota, Sordariomycetes, Glomerellales, Glomerellaceae.